AUGUUGCGAUCCUACAGUAUACGCCACAGUUUUCUCAAAGCUGGACUUAACAAGAUCGGCAGCCUAAGGGCCGGUGGAACCUGGAAGCCCAUAAGCACACUGAGCACCGAAACAAAGAUCAGGUCCAGCCGUCUGCUACAAAAAAUGAUGAGAGAGGUGAUUACGUCUCUACCACCAACCUUCAGACAGGCUCUGGAGGAGGAAGAACAUUUUGCCAGAUCAUCAGAUAUGCUGUUUAGAGUAACUGAGGGCAGCACAGUAAUUCUUUCCUGUCAUUACUCAGUAAAGCAGCAUGGCCUUAGCCAAGCGUGCUGGGGUCGAGACUGUGGAACUUUCUGGUGUAACGACAUUGUUAUACAGACAGAUGAAAACGGCGUGAUCUCAAAGGUCUCAGACAGGUACAGACUCAUUGGAGAUGUGCUCUCUGGCCAAAUGGACCUGGGAAUUCAGAAGAUUCAAAAGACAGACAGCGGACCUUACUGCUGCAGGGUUAACAUAGAUGGGUUUUUUAAUGACAAGAAGGUCACCUACACUCUGAAGGUUAUGAAAGCUCCAACAACAACAGCACCAACAACAACUACUACCACUACUACUACACUUUACACUACAGAACCACUGCAGAAUCAGACGGGGUCUUCACUCUUAGACCAGCCCUUGGAAACAGGGUCAUCAGUUUUUGACAUUUCCUGGCAGAACCUUACCCUACAGAAGUCUGAGUCUGUGUCGGAAGAACCAGUAUCAACCAUAACGUUACAGAUAAACAUCCCAGUGUUGUCUCUGCUGCUCAGUCUGCUGUUGCUUCUGAUGGGGGCAUUAGCACUGCUAGCCUUCAAGCGUGGAUUUCAUAUAAAAGUGCUAGACAGUCCAUGUCUCUCAAAGGAGCCCAGACACAUUGCUCAUGAAAUACGCACCAGAAGACCUGUGGAGGAAAACAUCUAUAUUCUGGAAUAAGCACACACCCACCUCCCUGUGCACAUCUACACUUACACACAUGUACACACACACCAUUAAUAACCCCAAAACAUGGGUGCCAUAUCAUCUGGCAUAAGCUAACCCAACAUAAUAAGAACAUGCCAACAGUAAAAUAUGGUGACUGGUGUAUUGUGUGGGGAUGGUUUGCUUCUUCAGAGCUUCAGGGAAACAUGUUGGGCAACAUGAACAGGCAAUAAAAUAGACUAUUACAAAUAACACAAACAAAUAGAAUAAAACUAUAGUAUAGUGGUAUAGUAUUGUUUCAAAGACCACUGUAGAAAUGUCAUUUUUCAAAUACAUGCUUUGUAAAGACACUCAUGUAUUCAUAUGCGUUGGAUCAUCCAUUAAAGAUGUUUAUUAAAAACUGUUUCAAAGUUCUCUAUGUACUAACACUAUAAACAUGCUGUUGUUGUUGUUGUUGUUGUUGUUUUCUUUUUUUUAUAAUAAAUUCUAA
Messenger RNA from Trichomycterus rosablanca, 1426 nucleotides. RefSeq names its product T cell immunoglobulin and mucin domain containing 4 (gene timd4). Gene Ontology annotation, molecular function: phosphatidylserine binding. The transcript has 7 exons. NCBI's taxonomy places the organism in Eukaryota, Metazoa, Chordata, Actinopteri, Siluriformes, Trichomycteridae. The record is from RefSeq and is a predicted model, not a curated record. Bases 1 to 951 code for a protein of 316 amino acids. Gene Ontology annotation, biological process: cytoskeletal rearrangement involved in phagocytosis, engulfment; apoptotic cell clearance.